This is a messenger RNA of Eimeria acervulina, 2289 nucleotides long. RefSeq names its product phospholipase/carboxylesterase, putative. The transcript is spliced from 3 exons. Gene Ontology annotation, biological process: peptidyl-lysine monomethylation. The coding region runs from base 1 to 2289 and encodes 762 amino acids. The record is from RefSeq and is a predicted model, not a curated record. Gene Ontology annotation, molecular function: protein binding; protein-lysine N-methyltransferase activity. NCBI's taxonomy places the organism in Eukaryota, Apicomplexa, Conoidasida, Eucoccidiorida, Eimeriidae.
AUGCAGCGGCCUCCUGAGCUGUUCCUGCAAAACGCGCAGCAGCAGUGGGAGGCGGAGCAGGCGUCAGCAGCGGGAGCCGCCGCUGCUGCUGCUGCUGCUUAUGCGUCUCAGGCGCACCAUUUAUUCGCUCUGUUUUGCGCCCCUGCAAAUGAAGUGAGACAGUACACCCUCGACGAGAAAGAUACGGCUGUUCUACGCGCUGCAGCCACCGAGCUGCAGGCAUACGUACACCCCAAGGUGCAGGUGGCGUCAUUCAAGCAAGAGGGGCGGGGGAUCGUUGCUGCAGACGAGCUCAAGCGGGGAGAAGUGCUGCUGCGUGUCCCUGCCGCCGCCCUCAUCAAUCCGUAUACCGCUCUGACACACCCCACAUUCUCUCCUCUCGCCCAGCUGCUGCUGGGGUUGCCGCCCGAGAUUUUGCUGCAGCAGGAAGCAGCAGCGCAGCAGAGGCCCCAAGAGCAGCAGCAGAUACCCGAGCAGCCUACAGAACUGCAGCCUCUUGUUGACUGCGACGUCGUCUUGUGUCUCUUUCUUUUGUUCCUCGCCUUCACUGGUGGGGAAGAGGGGGGUAGAGCCCUGCUGCGCUUCCUGCCUGCUGCUGGAGAAGCGGAUGCAGCAGCCACAGCAGAGGCUGUGUGCGGUUCUUCCGCUGGUGGCUCAGCAGCAGCAGCAGCAGCAGAAGCAGCUCGAAAGGAGGAGUUGUUGCUGAUGGACUCUGAAGGGGUUGUCGAGUUCCUCGGAGACGCUGCCAUGGAAAGCGCCGUGAGCCGCUCUCUGGCCAAGUGCAAAAUGAUGCACCAGGAGCUGCUGCCGCUGCUGCAGCAGUCCUUUCCUCCUCCAGCAGGGAUGCAGCAUGGUGGCGGGGUGCUCUCCGCCUGCAGAGCAGCAGCAGCAGCAGCAGCGGCAACCACAGCAACAGAUGCGCCUUUCCACGUUGGUUUGCCCACGGGUGCGGUGGCAGCAGCAGCAGCAGCCAAAGCGAGUCCUUCUUUAGGGGCCCUUUCUCUUUCUUCUUGCAGUGGAGCAGCUCAACUCUCGGCUUUCUUAGCUCAGCUGAACUCUACCGACUUUCUGUGGGCGCAUCUCAUUCUCGAGUCCCGUUCCUUUUCGCUUCCUUUGCGGCCCCUUCCACCUCUUCAGGAGUUCCAGCCUGGGGCGAGGCCCCUUAAAAAGCCCCUUGGCGAUGCCAACAAGGAGGGGCCGGGGGCUCCUGUCGAUGGACCCCCGGCGGGAGACCCAGCGGAGGACAGGGAGGGAGAGGAUGCGCAAGAAGACGCAGAUGAAGAGGAGGAAGAAGAGCAUCGGGUGCCGUUUCUGUUGGAACUUCUUGAGACGGCUGGUGCAGCACAGGAGUCUCGGUGCGUGUUGCUGCCUGUGGGGGUUCAGAAGGCGGCGCCCAGCGCGUCAACCCCUACGUAUUUUGUGCGGCUUCCUCCUUCUUGUGCAUCUUUCGUUCCCCUUGGAGACUUGCUGAACCACCAUUUCCACGGACAGGUCUUGUCUCCUGUGCUCGAGGAAGAGUGUGGAAGCCUCUGCCUCUGCCUCCGUUUGGCCUGCGAUGUGCCUAAAGGGGCCCAGGUGUACGCACAUUACGGGCCUCUUCAGUCCUGGCAAUUUUUAGCCUACUUCGGAUUCUGCCCCAGUUCAUUCCCACGCCUGCAGCCCCCUCGGAGGGAAACAGCAACAGAUAAGACCGACUCAAACGCAGAAUGGCAAUUCAACGGAGAAGACAAAGGGAACCCAGUGGACUUCCUGACCUUGCAGGUGGAGGUCCCUGAAGAUGACGGCGAAUAUGAACUGAAGAAGAGCCUCAUGGAUCUGCAGGAUUUGCCACUCUGUGGCUUGUUUAGCACUGGGGUGCAAAGCCUGUCCUGGAGAUUCUUGGCUUCGCUCUUCGUUUCUUCUCACGCCUCUCUAGAUCACUUUUUGUGUGCAGGGGGGGCUGGAGCAGGUGGAGCAGCGGCAGCUGCUUCUGCCGCCGCUGCUGCAGCUGGCGAGAAGCCAUGGGGGCCCACGUUCACAUUCACUGCCAUUCGCAAUGAUCCAGAGGCAGCUGACCGUAUUCGUGAGAUUAUAUCCGACGCGCUGCAAUCCGUAGCCAAGGCAGCUGAGGACCGAACUGCACAAUUGGACAAAUGGAGAGACGACACAAAGGCCGCGCCGCGUUGGACGCGGGUUUGGGGCGAAAAACUGCGGAUAUAUUUGGACAACCAGAAGGCCCUCGCGAACACGCAGAUGGCAAGACUAGCGGACUAUUUGACUUUCAUUCCUUCGUCUUCCUCUGUGCUGUAG